Polistes canadensis is the source of this 4162-nucleotide messenger RNA. Its product is annotated as zinc finger with UFM1-specific peptidase domain protein-like. Gene Ontology annotation, biological process: regulation of gene expression. The transcript is spliced from 9 exons. Bases 1325 to 3334 code for a protein of 669 amino acids. The record is from RefSeq and is a predicted model, not a curated record. Lineage: Eukaryota; Metazoa; Arthropoda; Insecta; Hymenoptera; Vespidae. Gene Ontology annotation, cellular component: nucleus.
AAAGAUAUACCAAGCUUCCUCCCAAUUCGUCCCUUUUCGUUAAUAAUUUGUAAUAAGAGAAAGACCACGGUUAGGUCGUUAUCCAAUCAGAGACGAAUGUGCCGGGAAAAAAGACUAGCAGCGCCCCCAAUGUAAGUACGUUUCACCAAUGACAUACACAGAAAUCCCUCCUCGAUAGAAAAUAAAAAGAGAGAGAAAUAGUGAAAGAGUGAGUGAGAGAAGGAAAAGGAAAAACAAAAAGAAGGAAGCAGGAAGGUAGAUACUAAGGAUGACUAACGAGUGAGCCAUAGAUGGCGCGAGAGAGAGGGAAUAAAAGAAAGCUGUUGAGUCCGUGAGAAAGAAAGAAAGAAAAAGGUGGCGGGAGAGAAAGAGAUGGAGAAAAAGACCGCGUCAGCGAGGUAAAACGUCAUCGAAGUCACUCCGACGUCACCGUAUCGCCGCGCGUUGUCGUUGUCGCAGGAGACGCCUCACAAUAGGCAACUCGUACGACAGUCUCGUGCGAAGUGUCACGGAAACGAACAACACGAUUCUUCUUCCUAUCCGUUUCUAUAAUUUUCUCUCUUUCUCUCUCUCUCUUUCUCUUUCAUACUCUGCUUUUUCUCUCAGCGCACGAUCGCGAAAAAAUUGUACAAUAGGAAGUGGAAACGCACGAGGACUUUCAGGUGGCCUUUGGGAGAAGCGCAUCGAUCCGCGACUGACUGCACUAACUGCAGCAACACGGACGAUACAAUGUGAGCGGAUAAAUGCUCCCGUCGAUAAUUGCGGCCGAUAGUUGAGAGUCGAAAAAGAACUCGCGAGUGUACUCGUUUGAUUGUGUCGUCGUCGUUGUUAUUGAAAAAGUAGCAGUACUUUCUAAAUGGGUCAAGUCGAGCCGGCGACACGAUAUGCAAGAAACAUUGCCACCACGAAUCACUGCCUGGCCUAGUUUCUUCUUCCUCCUCCAGCAUCAUCGACACACAACCACUACCACACCGACUACUACUACUACUACUACCACCACUUUCAACCUCAACUCUACCACCUCCUUCACCUCGUUCUCGAGGGCAAACGAAUAAAAGGUGUGAGGGAUAACGGUGGUAUUUCACGCGACUAGUGAACGUUGCCAGUGACUCCAUUUACAAAGUAGUCUCGUCUCUUGACUAUUUUCCUCGUUGUCAUUGUCAUCAUCGUCGUUAUCGCGUAGCCAUGGAUGACCGUUCUCCGCGAUUCGUGCCUUUCGGCUAACGGGAGUGCAUCAAUCACUACUACUACUACUAUUCGUUAACGAAUAAAGCCGAGGUUAUCAUUACCUAGAAGGUCGUAAAGUUUCGUUAAUUCGUCAAAAAUGGCUACAAACAAACCACCGGAGAUGAAUUACACGUGCGAGAUUUGUGGAUUGGAGGGUCUCAAUGACGAAGAAAUGAGAUUGCACAUGGUUUCAUAUCAUGUAAAAGGAGCUGUCAAUUGUCCUUUCUGCGAUCUCGACGAUAUGUCGAAUGCGGAAAUGCUAAUUCACAUAAAUAUCGCACACUUGGAAUAUUUAACACCAAGUACUCCAGAAAACGAUAUGCUGGCAUUUAUUGAUGAUGACUCCACCAUGGAAGAUCAUAGACAUGACGAAUGCCGUGGCCCUUCUCCAUCAAUGUCUCUUAGGCCACCACAUCUACAAAAUGGAUGGACUGCUUCUCACAGUUCUCGUAUGCACCAACAACAACAAUUACAGCAACAACAGAAUUCUAAAACCCGUAAAGUGGAUGUACUAACUGCUAGUUCCAAUGUAAACAAUAACAAUAAUAACAACGAUAACAGCAAUGCUAAUAGCGUAUUGGAAGGUUCAGCUGGUCAUGGAUCUCCAUUACGCUCAGGCCUAAAUCUUCAAUUACGCUCACAUGCUUCUUCAAAAUUAGCUGUUCAAGAAUGUCCAAUGUGUCAAUAUACUUCAGAUAGUCCGUUAAGAUUGGAAGAGCAUAUCAAUCGACAACAUUUCGAUCUCACUUCUCCAUCUUUUCCACCUUCAUCACCUCCAACUAAAGAUGGAGUUUUCAACUGCCCCUUUUGUGUAAUUUCGUUUCCUGAUUCCUCUGAUCUUGUGCUGCAUGUUAAUAUCGAACACAAAGAUAUACUCAGCCCUGCAAAUGGAUCAGCCUUACAAUCUGAUCUGGCUACUGUUGGUAGUGAUACACCUUCCUGUCCAGUUUGUUCAAGUACAUCAUUUAAAAAUAAUGAUGACCUAACGUUACACGUAGAAGAACAUUUUAACAAAAAAAGUACUCCAUCUCCCAUAACACCAGACCAUUCGACAGAUAGAAUGUUGGCAAAGGAUAUGGAGAGGCGAGAAAAAGAAGUUAGAAAAUUACGUGAGCAACGGGAAUUUGAAAUGUUAAGGGCACAAUAUGGAAUGGACAAUCAGGGUAAUUUCAGAGAACAAAGUGUGACUAAUAUGCAACGAGCCGUCCUUGCAGGCGAAAUGACGGUAGCAGAUUUUUAUGAAAGACAAACAGGAUUAACAGUUGCUGAAAGCAGUGGUAUCGAUGAUGGCAGUUCUUGUACACGUGGGCUGGUUCCUAAAAUACGAGCUGUUAGUCAAACAUGUAGUAACGUAGUAAAUACAUGGAUGUGUUCUACAGUGGAUCAUUAUGCUUGUACUUAUGGAGAUAAAGGCUGGGGCUGCGGCUACAGGAAUAUGCAAAUGUUGAUUUCAUCUCUUUUGCAGCAUACUGGAUACAAUGAGUUAGUGUAUAAAGCUUGGAGUUCUGGCCUUGAUAGUGGGAGUUCCACCGACAAUCCUUUGCGUAGUUCUAUGCCUUCCAUAUCUAGGCUCCAAAAAAUGAUAGAAUGGGCUUGGGCUCAAGGUUUUGAUAUUCAAGGUGCUGAGCAGCUUGGUGGUAAACUUACGAACACUAGGAAAUGGAUUGGUCUUACAGAAGUCUCAACUUUGUUAUCCAGUCUAAGAAUAAAAUGUCAGCUAGUAGACUUCCAUAGACCCACUAGUGCCGAUGGAGGACAUCCUGAAAUGUUUAAUUGGGUGUUACAAUAUUUCCAGAGAUGUGACGACUUUAAACCUCCACUUUAUCUGCAACAUCAAGGUCAUAGCAGAACAAUAAUUGGUGUAGAACGAUUAAGAGAUGGUUCCAUAACAAUGUUAGUAUUAGAUCCAAGUCACAGCCCAUCUCAAAUGGCACAAUUUAAUAGUACGAGUAGUGCUCCUGGAGCAAUGCGACUUGUGCGUAAAUCAACUGCUGCGAUGAAAGCUAAACAGUAUCAAAUUGCUACUGUUACUAGUAUUAUGGAUACAGAAGAAUCUUAUCAACAAAGUAAAGUAUUAUAUUGGAUGCGUGUUCCACAAGACAGCUGAGAAUUGCUGGUCCAAAUAAAAGCACAACAGUGCUCAAAGAUAAUAGACUGCCUCAAACCGUUCUUGUCCAGCAUCCUUGAAAUUACGUGACCGUAAUGCUUUAGGUUUAUCACUAGCAUACUUGCCUCCAUUAUAGUAGCAGCAAAAUGAUUAUGUAAUUAUAUAUUGUUGCAUUUCUAGCAUGAAUAACGAACUGGCUCCUUGACACGUUGUGUGUUUUAUGCGUGCGUCGCGGUCAACAAUUUCAGAACAAAAAUAUCAAAAUUUUGGUACAAUUCGCUUAUUAAAUUUUUCAAGCACGAACAAAAUUCUAAUUCUUUACGGAAUUACGGUGUUCCUUAUAAAUUAUAUUCUGAUAAAAAAUUAUUACUACUGGAAGCACCACCCAUUUAUUGUCGUGUACAAGUAAAAAAUGAUAUAAGACAAUUCACUAAUAAAACUAUCAACAGAUAGUUAUAAAUUCCAUUGCCAUUCCUUAUUCAAUAUGUCUACUCAAUUGUCGUCGUACUUAAACAGGCUGUGUUAACUUCGAUCCGGCCAAUCCUCCUAUGGCGAACGAUAAUACCAAUUGAAAAAGCGUCCUGGCAGAGCUUGGAAAAAAAUACUUUUUCGUAGCUGUGAUGCGGUUAUUUAAUGCUGAUCGUUCGUCUAUCAUAAACAUUUUUAGAGAUGCUCCAAUAUCGAUGUCAAUGCAUUAUUGUCUUGUUAUUUGUCUCUCUUUGUGUAUGAUAUACAUUUUCAUGAAAAUGCUGUCAAUUUUCAUUCGAUAUCGAAUGCCAGUAGGUAUAUUCAUGUAUGUGUAUGCAUAUUAUACAUAUAUAUAUAUAU